ACGCGGUUCUCUCGGUUCGAAAAUAUUGGAAAUCGGCCCACAUUUUGUUUAUUUUACGCCAAGUUGCUUUAAUUAUAGUUCAAAUCAAUAAGGAUAGCGCAUCAUGGGGUGUUUAUGUCAAUGGACUCGUUUCAAAAAUAGAUUCAUACUCGUUCUUUCAUUCAAAGCUUCUGUUGAUUAGGAGAACCGCGAGUUCCACUUAAAACGUUGAAGGAAUAUUUGAUUAACAGAUCUUACUAGUAUAAUCUGAUGAAGGAGAUCCUGAAAAGAUGACCAAAGGGGACAUGCCAACUCAACAGAAUACCAUUCAGAUGCCUGGUGAAGACAUUCUUUUAUCACAAGCAGCAGUUUUACCAGGAGGUUUCGACAAGUCCAGACACCCAGUAAUCAUCCUCCCACCCAGUCAGUACCCAAAUCUUUUCCAAUUAAGAAAGAAAGAUGUGCUUCAACUUCUAAGAUAUCUUACUCAUCUUUCAAGGGUUUGGUUUUCAAGCCAAGGGAUUGCUGUUCUGGCUGACCUCACAUCUGCAGAUCAAGAAGUAGUUUCCCUUGUUCUUGGCCUUAUUCACAAAUUACAAGCAUCUGUAGGAAAGAUUAAAGUGCUGUACCUCAUUCUACCUGAGAAUAGAUCUACCAAGAAACAUCUUGCUAAAGAAAUUCAAAAAUUACAAAAAGAAGGAGCAUGUCAUUUUCAGAUCACUCUCCUUCGCAAUACAUCAGAUCUCCAGACCUAUAUUGACCAAUCACAGUUGCUUGCAUAUUUUGGUGGYACAUUAGCCUAUAAUCACAAGGCAUGGGUUAAGCUUCAAAUGCGACUGGAAGAUUUGGAUAAACUUGUAGAGAACAUCCUAGCUCAGUUACCUCAAACGUUGGAAAAACUGAAUAGCUUGCAAAGACAAGUUACGAGCAGUUUACGAGCAAAUGAAGAUGUGAAAGUACAGCAAGUGGAAACAAAGAAAUCACUAAUAAGAAAAGACCUAUACCUGGAUGAAGCGCUCAAAGAAGCUGAUGCACUACUAGAAUACAUGAACAACCCUCACUUGGAUGGGUUCUUCUCCCUCAUGUCCCGUCAAGCGGUUUUUAAGCCCAUGAUGUCUGGUGUCCCACUCAAUUAUACUAAACUGUUGAAGGCCAAAAGAAAACUCGAUAACGCAACGAAAGACUGUGAGGUUGGAUUGGGAACAGAGGGGGAAUUACCUAAUGUCGUUCUACUAGAAAAUGAAAUGAAAAAGAUCAUUAGUUGGAUAGAUCUUAAAGGGCGUUCUUACCUGAACAGUCAGACAGACGUACCAGAAACUUUGAGAGAAGCGCAACAUUUGCCAAUCAAGUUUGAUCGAGAGAUUUACAAACAAGCGAAGUAUGCAGGAUGGUUUUUUCAAACUUCUUGACAACCUGUUUAAUUUUGGCUUUAAUUUUCUGAAUUAGGACUAAAAAGGAUCAAACAUUUGAAUAAAAGUACAGUCCUUUUGUAAA
Messenger RNA from Actinia tenebrosa (Australian red waratah sea anemone), 1473 nucleotides. RefSeq lists its product as uncharacterized. The record is from RefSeq and is a predicted model, not a curated record. Lineage: Eukaryota; Metazoa; Cnidaria; Anthozoa; Actiniaria; Actiniidae.